This is a messenger RNA of Fusarium verticillioides 7600, 756 nucleotides long. RefSeq lists its product as hypothetical. The record is from RefSeq and is a predicted model, not a curated record. The transcript has a single exon. Lineage: Eukaryota; Fungi; Ascomycota; Sordariomycetes; Hypocreales; Nectriaceae. Gene Ontology annotation, cellular component: cytoplasm. The coding region runs from base 1 to 756 and encodes 251 amino acids.
AUGCCUUUCACAGUACUCUCAGACGCCAACGUCAACCACAUCCUCGAUACGUUAACGUCAUCUGAUGUGGCAGACCUUGCAAAAGCUCUCGAGCAAGCCCUCGUUCAAUACUCAUGCAACAAUGAACAGCAAUACCAGCCUCACCGUGCAGUCGUCAACCGAGAUGGCCAAGUCAGCUUGUUCAUGCCCGGGACCACCGACCAAUUGAUCGGCGUGAAGAUCGUCGGUGUCACCCCAAGCGAAAAGCUCAAGCCUUCCGAAGCAGGUCUCAAGAGUGUCUUGACUCUGUGCGACACUAGAGGUCAAGCCAUCGGAACGCUCAAUGCGGCUGCUCUCACCGCGUUCCGAACUGCGCUGGGUUCAAUGUUGCCGUAUCGAUUCAGGCGUAACACAGAGAAUAUCGUCGUCUUCGGUGCGGGGAAGCAAGCUCUAUGGCAUGUUCGUUUGGCACUUCUGUUGAAGGAGAAGGAUAUCAAGUCUGUGACCAUUGUCAACCGUUCUGCGGAGAGGACCCAGCAGAUGAUAUACUCGCUCAAGUCAAAUGAUCAAUCACCAUGGCCAUCGCAUAUUAGCCUUCAGGCCUUUGACCCCAAAAAUGACCGCGACGCCUCUUUGGAGGCUCUGGUCGUCGAUGCAGACGUCUUGUUCUUUACAACACCAAGCACGGAACCUCUCUUCCCAGCAUCAUAUCUCACUUUCCGAGAAGGCUCUGAGCAAGACCAGAUAUCUCGCGGCAAUUGGUUCUUACCGCCUUGA